Molecule: messenger RNA, 1267 nt
Organism: Mustela lutreola (European mink)
Lineage: Eukaryota; Metazoa; Chordata; Mammalia; Carnivora; Mustelidae
Gene: C1QTNF2
Product: C1q and TNF related 2
Exons: 4
Coding region: 252-1109 (285 amino acids)
Molecular function (GO): protein binding
Source: RefSeq, a predicted model, not a curated record
GGCAGGAGGCGGGACGCUGAGCUCCGCGGACAGCUUCGCGGUUCCGGAAGCCCCUGGACGUGGCCGAGGCUGCGAGGUUCCUGGCUCGGACUGCGGGAACCGCCAGACUCCAGCUCUGAGAAAUCCCUUCCUCGGUGCUUGUUCCAGAGGCCUACGACUCCACCCAGCCGCUGGGGCCUGCCCUGGGCCAGCUGUCACUGAGCAGAAUCCCCUGUUGUCCAAAGAGGCUGGUGCCAGCGGAGGUGACCGCCAUGAUCCCUUGGGUCCUCUUGGCCUGUGCCCUCCCUUGUGCGGCAGACCCGCUGCUUGGAGCCUUCGCCCGCAGGGACUUCCAAAAGGGCUCCCCUCAACUUGUCUGCAGCCUGCCUGGCCCCCAGGGCCCACCCGGACCCCCGGGAGCCCCAGGGCCCUCAGGAAUGGUAGGAAGAAUGGGCUUUCCUGGAAAAGAUGGCCAGGAUGGCCAGGAUGGGGAUCGGGGAGACAGCGGAGAGGAAGGUCCACCUGGCCGGACAGGUAACCGGGGAAAGCCAGGACCAAAGGGCAAAGCCGGGGCCAUUGGGCGGGCCGGCCCCCGCGGCCCCAAGGGGGUCAGUGGUGCCCCAGGGAAGCACGGCACACCAGGAAAGAAAGGACCCAAGGGCAGGAAGGGGGAGCCGGGCCUCCCAGGCCCCUGCAGCUGCGGCAGCGGCCACGCCAAGUCAGCCUUCUCAGUGGCGGUGACCAAGAGCUACCCGAGGGAGCGGCUCCCCAUCAAGUUUGACAAGAUCCUGAUGAACGAGGGUGGCCAUUACAACACGUCCAGUGGCAAGUUCGUCUGCAGCGUGCCGGGAAUCUACUACUUCACCUAUGACAUCACGCUGGCCAACAAGCACCUGGCCAUCGGCCUGGUGCACAACGGCCAGUACCGCAUCCGGACCUUCGAUGCCAACACGGGCAAUCACGAUGUGGCCUCGGGCUCCACCAUCCUGGCUCUGAAGCAGGGUGAUGAGGUCUGGCUGCAGAUCUUCUACUCAGAGCAGAAUGGGCUUUUCUACGACCCUUACUGGACCGACAGCCUCUUCACGGGCUUCCUUAUCUAUGCCGACCAGGACAACCCCAAUGAAGUGUAGACAGGCAGGUGCUGGGGCUCCAAGGAGGGAACAAGCUCCUGGACUUCUAGAACAAGAUCCCUCAGCUCUCUGCCUGGUGGGUGUGGGAACUGCCAGCCUUGGACAUUCCUCCUCUGCCCAUUUUCCCCUUCAUCAUUAAAUCCAAGCUUUUUUAUUCA